Messenger RNA from Rhododendron vialii, 2725 nucleotides. Its product is annotated as pathogen-related protein-like. The coding region runs from base 77 to 793 and encodes 238 amino acids. The transcript is spliced from 4 exons. Lineage: Eukaryota; Viridiplantae; Streptophyta; Magnoliopsida; Ericales; Ericaceae. The record is from RefSeq and is a predicted model, not a curated record.
UGGUUAUAUAUUUGAUUCAUCGAGCUUUAAAAGAUAACUCCAACAAUACAAAGUUGAUGUUGGCUACAGUUAGACAAUGGCAGCUUCAAGUGUUGAGGGAGACAAGUACAGGUCUCACUUGUCCGGAGAGGAAGAGAGAAACACACAGUGGAGGUAUGGUGCUCCUCCCAACUAUGAUGUUGUAAACAAGCUCUUUGAAGAAGGCAGAACAAAGAUAUGGCCUCCAGGUUCACUGGAAGAAAAAGUGCAAAACCUUGUGAAGACAUGGGAAAUGGAGAUAUUCCACAAGACCUGUUUUGAUGACUACAAAACAGUUGAUCCAAAGAAGUAUAGACUUAGCCUCAAUGGAAGGAAAGGUAUAUCACUGGAAGAGUUAAGAAAUCUUGGAGGAGGUUACAACUCACUGCUGCAAACCUCUUUGCCGGACAAGUUCCGGUGCUACAACCCGGCUGAAGAAACUGUAGACUCAGCCCACAAGGCUUUCACGACAGCUUUUCCUCGUGGUUUUGCGCUGGAGAUUCUCCAAGUCUACUCGGGUCCACCAGUGAUCGUGUACAAGUUUAGGCACUGGGCAUUCAUGGAGGGUCCAUUUAAAGGAAAUGCUCCCACCGGUGAAAUGGUCGAAUUCUAUGGCAUGAGCAUUUUUGAGUUGGACGAACAUUCAAAGAUUGUGAGGGUUGAGUUCUUCUAUGAUCGCGGCGAGUUGCUAGGAGGGCUUAUGAAGGGCAAGGCCGGUGACGAUUCUGCAAGUGAGAUGUCUUCAAGCUGCCCUUUCUUGAAGAACACAGGAUAGUUGUUCUGUGUGUUCUCCCCGCAACUUGUGUUCAAUAAGUCAAAUGGUCCUUGGUAAGCUUAUGGGUACAAAUAAAGGCAUAUCUAAGUACAUUUUGGAUGUACCAAUUGGCAUUCUCAUCUCUGUUUAUUGUGUGUACCUUACGUUAUGGUGUCUUGUGUUCAUAGCAUUAUACAGAGCACUACGGCCAUGUUUAUUUGGCAGUACCGGAUUGUGCAAUAUCAUACAUCCGGACUACAUAUCCGGUAUAUGAGAAAAAGAUUUAUGGUUAGAUUAAGUAUCCAUCGUAUUUUUUUAUCCCACGAACAUGGGAUGUCAAGAUCACAGGAGUUGUGGUUUUGCUGAUCUCCUCACUUUUCAGCAGAUGGAAUUACAUAUCCUAUUCAUUUAUCCAUCCCUUCACUAUUAGUCCCCAACAAACAAGCCGUAAUGUUCUAUUUCACCUGCAAAACUAGAACACUGUUCCACUGAAUAGGAAAUUAACACCUUAAAUAUAACUCCAUUUAAAGCGUCAAAUCAGCACAACUAGGAGAACAAGAGUACGAGCGAACAGAAUUCCACACCAUUUGUUCCCUUAUCGACAUUACCCAGUGAAUGGAGUGGAGUGGAUCAUUGCUUCUUUGAAAUGACUAAACUAUGGGAAUAUAAUGCAAACAUAUUAUCUGAUUUGUUAGGUCUAUUAAAGUUUAGGCGUCAAUCAUUUCUCCAUUUUCUGAAGAAAAUUUGACACGCAGCCAAACCAACCACCUGCAAAUGGAUACAACACCACCGAGUUUGCUUUAUGUGUAUAUCACCAUACAUCACGUAUCAAUACAUGCAUUUCAUAUAACACAAAAUACAAUCAACGUAUAUAGAUACUCGUUAACAGUACGUAGCGCUUCUGUUUAGAGUUAGACGUAUCGAAUAUGAAUACUUAUGCUGUCCUAUUCCCUUGUCUUCAACAACCACAAUUUAGCAUGUGAAAACAAUCAACUCCUAGUAUCAUAUGAUCCCAAGUGAUCAAUCCUAUAAAGUCCAGCAGUUCCAUUAUAAAUACUGCAUAUGGUUUCAGGUGAUGGCAACACCAGUGAUUCAACCGUGAAUCCAUAGCAUAAUUGCGUCUAUCACCUUCAAGAAUUUAACUAAUGAAGUAUCCAAUACCAUGCAGGAAUUCAGAAUUACAAAAUGAUAUCACCCUCCCAAAUACCCAUCAGCGGGGGUACACCCUCCCGUACCUCCAGAAGUUACAUCUGGCCAGACCAAGGGCUGUACAAGCAAAGCCCCCAAAAUCCCCAUUUGGGUAAAGCUACAAGUAUCCAAUUACAUCUCACCCUCCAUAAAAUUCUCACUGAGAGUCAAGGCUUUGCGGCAACCAAAGGGUUUUAUAUCACAGCUAUAAGCAUAUUCAGUUAUAGAGUGACAGAUCAAAAUGAUUCCACGUCUUCGUUUUCCUGAUAUAUUACGUAGUAUAUAUUCACGAAAUACAUACCAAUGAAAUCCAGAAAAAUGUAGGUUUCAGCCAAGUAGGGGUGGAAUUUAAACCGACAAAACCAAAAUAGUCGGUUUGGUUUUGGGGACAGAUUCGGUUUGGUUCAGUUUUGUUUUGCAAAAUAUAUUUUUCCCGGUUCGGUUUUGGUUUUAGGGAGGUAAAACCGAACCAAACCGAAUUCUCAUAUUCUGAAUCCCUGAUUCCAUCAUUGCAGUCCGUCCAUAGCCCUUCUAAUCCUAGACGUCCAUUCAUCUAUCACACUAAACUAACCCUAGCUGCACUUUAUCUCUCUCUCUCUCUCUCUCUCCCAAAUCGUUCCAUACAGACUGACAGACGGUCAUCUCUCUCUCUCUCUCUCUCCACAGUCCAAACUUGACGUUCUGCCAUCUCCACACCAACGAAACCUUAAAAUCAAACCCGAACCAAAAAAAAAAAAUGUUUUACAAAACAAAACCGAACCAAAA